This is a messenger RNA of Daldinia caldariorum, 2377 nucleotides long. Its product is annotated as plus-3-domain-containing protein. Lineage: Eukaryota; Fungi; Ascomycota; Sordariomycetes; Xylariales; Hypoxylaceae. Gene Ontology annotation, cellular component: Cdc73/Paf1 complex. Gene Ontology annotation, molecular function: DNA binding; RNA polymerase II C-terminal domain phosphoserine binding. Bases 356 to 2230 code for a protein of 624 amino acids. The transcript has 4 exons. The record is from RefSeq and is a predicted model, not a curated record.
ACGUGGUCCUCCAAAUUCGACCUCAACGAGGCUGUAAACUUCAACAACAUAAAUCCUUUCUUUACUUUAUCUGACCACCUGCAUACUACUAAUAGGGGAAUUAUCACCACCACUCACGAACUUCUUUUAUUUUUUUAUUUUCGUACUAGCAUUUAAAUAUCUCAUUUAAUUUACUUAUUGGUCUCUCUCCCGAAUUCCAAUUUUUGUUUAUCUCUUGCAUUCAAAGAGACUACAUUCAAGAAACUACUAAGCCAUCUUACUGUUCUCUCGAGUACCUAUUCUCCGUCGCGUUUCGUAUCUUUCGUACCUUCACACGUAAUCCUAGUCGCCUGCGCGAAUCAAACGUCCCAUCAUCAUGGCUGAUGUAGAUGAUGAAUUCUUAGCCAUUGUCGGGGGCGACGAGUCGUCUGAUGAGGAACAAGAGCAGCCUGCAAGUCCCGGCCGUUCUGCAUCUGGCUCACCCGACCCUGAAGCCAAGGAUCAUACCUCAAGCAAAACAAAGCACAAAUCUAGCAAGAAGAGAACCGAUGAUUCAGAUGAGGAGGAAGGCGAGGCCUCUUCUGUUGGAUCUCCCGCCUCACAGAAUUCCGCACCUAUGGACGAAUCCGAUUCCGAGUCCGAUACCUUUCAGGCUACUAAUGCUAACGGUAAGAUGGACGACGAUGACGAUAACAAAUACCCGGUCGAUGGGAUCUACGCAAGCGAAGCAGAAAAGGAAGAGAUUCUAGCUAUGCCCGAACUAGAACGAGAACAGUUACUUGCUAGACGCCAGGAGGAAGUUGACCGCCAGCGACAAAAUACCCUACUUCGCCGAUUGUUGAAGACGAGAGAGGAUGACAGCCAGUCGGUCAAGAAGCGCAAAGCUAGCGCUGCAGACUUGGACGACUCCCAACGCAAGCCAUCGCGACAGCGAACCCGAAUUGGUGGUUCAAGAGUAGGCGAAACCAGUGCUGGUAUCGAGUCGCUUCGUCGCGCCAGAGCCGAGAAGAGCGACCGACAACGUCGUAGAGAAGAGGAUCGAGAACGCAACAAGAAGUCGCACUCAGGCUCGCGUGACAGCCCUAGUCGUGGUGUCGAUGACGACAGUGACGCUGAGUGGGCUGGUAGGUCGAGAGACAAGUUUUCCAGGUCGCGAACUCCUGAAGUGAAAGAAAUCCCCCUCGCCGAUAUCCGCGAUUUCGAGCGUAUACGACUUGGCCGCAGCCGAUUUGCGCAAGUUUGUUUCUAUCCUGGUUUUGAUAAAGCUAUUACGGGUUGCUAUGUCCGUAUAGCUCUUGGACCAGGUUCUGAUGGUUCUAACGUGUACCGCAUGGCCCUCAUUAAAGGCUUCACACAGGGCAAACCAUACGCUAUGGAGAAAUCGAACGGUCAGAAUUUUGUUACAGAUCAGUAUGUGAUCGCCGCCCACGGCAAAUCAGAAAGAGAGUGGCCUUUUAUUAGUUGUUCAGACUCACCUUUUACUGAGGCCGAGUUCAACCGUUACAAGAAAGUUUGCCAAGACGAGGGUGUCAUCUUUCCUAAACGGCCUACGCUGGACGCCAAAAUAGACGAUAUCAAUGCUCUGGUGAAUCGUUCCUGGACGGACGCAGAGGUGAAUGCAAAGAUUGAGCGAGAGCGAAGUUUGCUCAGCAAAUUCACACCUACAGAGCGAAAUCGACUGCUCGAAUUGAUCGAGGAAGCCAAACGUCGUGGGGAUGAUGCCCGAGUGUCGGAACUCCAAGAUAAGCUGGACUCUCUCGAAACCCCACGCUUGGCCUUUAAGACUAGCCUCACGCCGUCGAAUAAGUCGACUAGUUCUACUCCUUCACAGCAGGAACGAUUGGCAGCUUUGAAUGCUGAAAAUCGGCGACGUAAUGUGGAAGCAGUUCGUAAGGCGCAGCUAAUGGAGAAAGCGAAGGCGCGACAGAUCGAGGCACGCGUUGCGCGGGGAGAAGAUGUCAAUGAAGACACCUCACGACGUCUCAGGACCAAGCCUAAGUUCCGACAGGAUAUCAACGGGCCCACUGAGCAGAAGUCAACAAUUGGCAGCGGUGCAUCGACACCAGCAAACGGCACACCUAAGCAAAGUGCUGCCACUAAAGCGCCGGUCUUGCCUCACAUACAGAAACUACAAAUACAGAACCACCAGUCAGGGAAAGACAAGAAAGGAAUUCCGCAGAUUCAUAAGCCAAUUGUGGAUGAUGAUAUCAUCGCGGCUUUGGAUCUCGACAUCGAAGUUGAGAUUGAUUAGAGGAAGCAAGCAACUUUCCCCAUAAUACCUGGACUAGAUUCUUAUUUCCUAGUCAAUAUUUUCUCUUUGCGUUGUAAAGUAAAGGAUAAAGUAUUUUAUCCGUAUGACCUCAGGGGCAAAUCACCAUGGAAGUUAAGGUAUUGUUCA